GUCACUUAAUACGAUUCCAUUAAACUAAUUUACCGUAUAAUAAAUUGCAAAACUGAAUUGAACUGAGCGUAAUAUCUUGAGCAGGUGUAAAAAUAGAUAAAGGCAGCAAUUCAGCAAAAUCAUGAGUGUUGUACGACACUUUGUGCUACUGUCACAAUUGCCGAGACUUGGUCCAAAUUACUACUGGCUAAAAGGAGUCUGUUGCGCCAGUGUCGUUAGUCAGAUCAGGAGUCCCAAUGGCGCGGUGACCUCAACACGUUGCCUACACAAUCACACAGAUGGCAGCAAGGAUCCCUUCCGCACAACAACCGUCACAGCUACCGCGGCGUCGUCAGGCAACGGCAGCACCACCAGCGGCAGCACCACAUCGGGCACAGGCGCCAGCAGUGGCGGCUCGAUGGGUGGUGUCGGCGGUGGUGGUGGUGGCGCCUCGACCACAGGUAGCGGCGGUGAACCGCCCAAUGACAAGAAUAUACUCUCCUGUCCGAAAUGUGGUAAUCCAUGCACACAGGUGGAGACAUUCGUCAGUUCGACACGUUUCGUGAAGUGUGCUAAAUGCAAUCAUUUCUUUGUUGUGCUUUCCGAAGUCGACACGAAGAAAAAUGCAAAGGAGGAGCCGAAAAAUUAUCGCAAGCCACCGCCGCCGCCACAGAAGAUUAUGGAGUACUUGGAUCGUCAUGUGGUCGGACAGGACUUUGCGAAGAAAGUGCUUUCCGUCGCCGUCUACAAUCACUACAAACGCAUACAUCAUAAUUUGCCACAAGUGCAGACCCAAACAAAUGUACAGUCCAACGAUGCAAUGGGCCGCACCGAUUUACUGCACAUCUCCGGCAUUGGACACACAAUAGGCAACACAUCGGGCACCGAAUUGCCGCCGAAAGGACACUUGACCGGUGCUGGCAAUAAUGGUGGCGCACAUCAUGCGCAUUCGGAAAGUGGUUCGGAAAUAUUGGAUAAGCAAAAUUACGAAGUGAAGUUGGAGAAGAGUAAUAUUUUGAUGUUGGGGCCAACCGGUUCGGGUAAAACUCUGAUUGCGCAAACAAUUGCGCGGUGUCUCGAUGUACCGUUUGCAAUCUGCGAUUGCACCACACUCACACAAGCCGGCUACGUGGGCGAGGAUAUCGAAAGUGUUAUUUCAAAGUUGCUACAAGACGCUAACUACAAUGUUGAGCGCGCACAAACCGGCAUUGUGUUCUUGGAUGAAGUUGAUAAAAUCGGCGCCGUGCCCGGUAUACAUCAGUUGCGCGACGUGGGCGGUGAGGGUGUGCAACAAGGCAUGCUGAAAAUGUUGGAAGGCACCAUCGUUAAUGUGCCCGAACGUAAUUCACCACGUAAAUUGCGUGGCGAGACUGUACAAGUGGACACGACGAAUAUACUUUUUGUGGCGUCCGGCGCUUAUACGGGACUUGAUCGUCUGAUUGCAAGGCGGCUCAAUGAAAAGUAUUUGGGUUUCGGCAUACCGUCAACAAAUUCGUCCGGCCGUCGUGCCGCACAAUCGACUGCUUCUCCGAUGGAUAGUGAUCAGGAGGAACGUGACAAAAGCCUGAAAAAAGUUCAAGCUAGAGAUCUCGUCGAAUUCGGCAUGAUACCUGAAUUUGUUGGCCGCUUCCCCGUCAUUGUGCCCUUCCACAGUCUCAAUGUGAGUAUGCUGGUGAGAAUUCUAACCGAGCCCAAGAAUGCCUUAAUACCGCAAUACAAGGCGCUCAUCGGCAUGGAUAAGGUCGAUUUGACGUUCGAACGUGAUGCCAUCGAGUCAAUAGCCGCGAUGGCAAUGGAACGUCAUACCGGUGCACGUGGUCUGCGUUCGAUUAUGGAACAAUUGCUGCUUGAUCCUAUGUUUUUGGUGCCCGGUUCCGACAUCACUGGUGUGCAUAUCACCGCCGAUUACGUGAAGGGCGAAGCACAACCCGUGUAUGUACGCAAAGAAAAUGGCGAUGACGGUACCGCGGAUGAGAAUGAUAGUGAGGGUAAAAACUAUGAGGACAGCGAAAGCGCCAAAGUACGCAUCACGCAAUAAAUUGACGCUGUACAUGUCGAAAAUGUUGCGGCAACAUGUUGCUAACGAAGCAGUAGUGCUUGAGUGUUUUUCAUUAAAUGUAAACAAAAGAAAAACAAAAAUUGUUUGUAUGUCGGCUUUUACGCGAGGCAAUCUCAUCAAAACAAAAGCAAAAAAAAUAAAAAUAAAAAAACGGGCGAAAUGUGUUUGCGGUUGCGUUGUGGCGUUGCGUUGCUCCUCCCUUUUACAACAAUUACAACCUACACAACUUGUACAAGUACACGCCGUACUUUAUGUUACUAUAUUUUCGAACAGCUAAUACGAAAACAAAACAGCAUAUCUUUAAGAAAUAUUUAAAGGCAAAGAAAAAAAAACAAAAACAAAAAGAAUGAGAAAAUGUUAGUUUAGCUAUUGAAAUUACCACAGCAAACAAUAAUCAAUUAAUUUCAAUAUAUAUUAUUAUUACUAUUAUUAUCAUUAAAUGAGCACUACUUAUGUAUAUUUUUAGUCUAUAUUUUGCAAUAAACGCAAAUAAGAAAAGUUAA
Messenger RNA from Zeugodacus cucurbitae (melon fly), 2541 nucleotides. It is a transcript of the gene ClpX, whose product is annotated as ATP-dependent Clp protease ATP-binding subunit clpX-like, mitochondrial. Gene Ontology annotation, biological process: protein folding; proteolysis; protein catabolic process. Gene Ontology annotation, cellular component: mitochondrial matrix. The transcript has 6 exons. The coding region runs from base 122 to 2017 and encodes 631 amino acids. The record is from RefSeq and is a predicted model, not a curated record. Gene Ontology annotation, molecular function: ATP binding; ATP-dependent protein folding chaperone; zinc ion binding. NCBI's taxonomy places the organism in Eukaryota, Metazoa, Arthropoda, Insecta, Diptera, Tephritidae.